CGGUACCGCUGCUGGUACCACGUGCGAGCUAACGCGGACGCGGUUCUGUCUCGGCGAAAUAUGCGAGUUUUCAUUCGGACGCUGGAUGAUUUCAGGAUAUGGACGUUUCGUGUCUGCAAGGACGUUCCGCGACGGUACCGGGCGGACGGGAUAAGGAGGGGAAGCCCUUGAUCGUGAUAACAGUACCGUCGGAUUCGCCCCACAUCGACGUGGUUCCGGCCUUUCGGUACCUACUUUCGCUGUUCAGUAAAACCAGCCGAUCGAGAGGACUAACGGUGAUCGUCGACGCGAGAAAGGGACCUUGGAAAGUCGCAAGGUCGUGCAUUCGACAGGCCAUCGACGCAUUUUCGCCCGAAGAACCGGCCGAAAUCCUCGUCCUACGGCCCGACGCUUUCUGGGACAAGCAAAGAGUGGACAAUUGCGCUUCGGCAUCCAACGACAAACAGGUCACGUUUGUGCCGAGAUCUCGUUUGAACAAGUUCGCCGAUCCUUCGCAACUUCCUGUCGAACUCGGCGGCAGUUUCGUCUACGAUCACGAUAAGUGGAUCGAGAACAGGCAGAAAGUAGAAGAAUUUUACUUAGACUGUGAUGUUGCGCUGAAAGAAUUGGACGAGCUGCACCGGUACGUGAUGGCGAGUAAAAUGCUGAGGCCCAGCCAAGUCCAGGAAGCCAUCAGCACCGGUUCCGACAUGGCGCAGUCGACUAAAAUGCUGGUUUUCAACGCCACACAAACAGGUAAAGAAAUUAUAGAAAAUAUAGAAUACGAAAACCGAACGAGGAAAUUCGCUUCGGAACACUUCGAUUUAUCAACCCCCCAAGACGCUCUGGACACCAUCAAAAAAAUCGACGAAAUCAUCAACGACAUCAAAACCAAACAACAAGAAAUCGAAGAAGCCUGGAUACAAAUGGAGAAAGUUUACGUAGAUACCAAAGAUUUAGGCUGCUUAGAAGACGGCAUAGUGAAAGUGAUCAACUGGAUCCUAGGCCCUGCCGAGGCCCUCCUCAACGCCCACCAGAAGGUCGGCUACGACGUCGCCAGCGCCGAGGAGUUGCGCGCCGAGCACGAGGCCAUCGAGCUCGAAUGCUGGGAAACCUACGGAGCCUACGCGGAGCUCGUCCACCGUAUCAACGCCCUGCCCGACGCCCACACCCUCCAACACAAAGACCUCGUCUCCCAGAAGGACUUCAUGGACUUCGUCUGCAAGAGCUUCGCCAUGCGGCUCGAGAGGCGCCGCAACCUCCUCAUCACCUCCUUGAGGUUCUACCGAUUGGUCUCCGAGUACUUCGACAGGACCUCGGAGGUGUUCGAUAGGCUCGUCAUGGGGAUUAAAGUUACGGAAUCCGAUAAAGCAGGGGAUAUCCUGAGGCAACUGGAGGAGAACCAAGCGAACUUAGACCUGGUGGAGCGGGAGUUGCGCAAAGAAGGCGACAAACUCUCGGACAUGCUCUCCAUGUCCGUCAAGGACUGUCUCGGGCGCGACAUCCCGGUGGACCGCGGCGAAGACAUCGUCAACGUGCGCGACGUGCUCGACGCCACGACGGCGCGCCGCAACAUCUUCGUCGACAGCGUCGAGGCGCAGAAGCUGGCGCUGGAGCGCGCCCGGCUCGCCGCCGGGCACGAGCGCGACGCCGCGCAGGCCGUGCGCUGGCUGGACGAGCUGCUCGAGGUGAUGCUGCGCCACCACGGGCACGUCGGCUGCGCCGAGCGCGAGAUCCAGCGCCAGAAGGACGAGCACGCCGAUUUCCAGGAGACCGCUAAAGGGACUUACGAUUACGGGUGUCAGUUGUUGAGCGCUGCUUCGGCGCUGCGCAGGUCGUGCAAGCUGCCGGUGGAGGAGCACGCCGGGCUGUGCCAGAAGCUGGAGAACUCCUGGGGGAGGUUGCAGGGCGUUAGCCAGGAGCAGAUGACUAGGUUGAGGGUGUCUGCGGUGUUUCAUAGGUCUGUGGAGGAGCAAUGUAACCAGUUGAGGGAUUUGAGGGAAGCCGUGGCUACUAUUCCUUUGAUGGAGGUGGGUAAGAAGAAGAUGCGGGUGGAUUAUUACUUCACCAAACGGGAGCGGUUGAUUGUGGAGGUGGGAAGGAUGGUGAGAUUGGGCAGGAUGUUGAGGAACAGACUGAAAGAACCGCUUUGUUACGGUGAAAAAUUCCUGUGUUCCUCCGAAGAAACCGAAGAGCCCAUCGACUCCAUAGCAAAGAAUGAGAUAGCGGUGGAAGCCAUAACGGAACGUCUGUGCGAGAUAACCCUGCUGGCCGAAGAGCUGGACUUUGCCCUGCAGAGCGCCGAGCAGGAUUGCCUGGCGUUCUCGUCCACAUCCACGUCUACAUCAUCCUCAGCAUCCCCCGACAACGACAAGCAGCAGGAGGACAUGGAGCACCAGAUACCUCCAAAGCGGGAAGAUCUCAAAUCCGACGAGGAGUUCCUAACCGCCUCCGAAUCAACCCUCCAACACUCCCGAUCGUCCUCCUACAACACAGCAUCGGAAUGCGAGCACCUGGUGCACUCCCCCUGGUGGGAACACUCCAAAGACGACCUCCACAAGGACCUGAACAAGCAGAAGAUGGUCCUCGCCGUCGGCCUGCCCGAUCUGCCGCCGCCUAAAGAAGUCCUCAAGCCGUCGCCGGAGGUGCCUCCCGGUAAGGUGGUGCGGGAGGUGAUCGAGACCACGCACCUGAAGGUGCAGCAGAGCCACACCCUGGGGGUGGCUUCGUUCGUGCUGAGCUCGGAGACGGUGGGCGAGGGGGCGGCGAAAUUGGACGAGGAGGAGCUGGAGAGGCGGCUGAAGGAGGUAGGUCGUUGCGAGGAGGAAGCUUGGAAAGCCUACCAUAACGUUACUAAGCAGGCCAUUAAAGGUUUUUUGUGAAGAAUUUGUUGAGUUAAAAGUAGAGAGAAAUUUCGAGUGCCAUCUUCGAGGGUGUUUUGAGCAUCCUCGAGUGUACGAAAUGAACUUGAAUGAGACGCAUAUCGAAAAAUAAUUGUUUGUUUUGUAAUAAUAUAAUAUAUAACUUGUUGGUUUAUUCGUUCGAAUGUUUUAAUUAUUGUUGUACUUGCUAGCUUUUACCCCAUUAAUAUUUAUCAGUUUUAACGCGCACGCACGCAUGCAUAUUUUACUAAUUAUAUAAUUUCGUUAAUUGCGCAUUCGACUGGCGAUGGGAAAAAUUUACGGGCAUUUCGUAUAAAAGGAAAACCGGCCAAUGCCGGUACUCCAGUUGCUUUCUACUGCCCCCGAAAGAACUGGUUUCAACUGCAGUACAAGAUUUGUGAAGUAUAGUUAAUAAUAUUGGAGUUUUUUAAUGCUCUGAGGCAAUUUUGGAUCAAUAAUUUGUGGUAAUUGCACGAUAAUUAAUUUAUUUCAUCGCCAGUUUUUUUCGAUUUUGUUAAUUGUUUUUCCUAUUUUUAUUGCUAUACAAUAAACUUGUUUUUUC
Molecule: messenger RNA, 3423 nt
Organism: Phyllotreta striolata
Lineage: Eukaryota; Metazoa; Arthropoda; Insecta; Coleoptera; Chrysomelidae
Source: the annotation of a GenBank genome assembly